AGACAUAAGACGUCAUAUGUUAGUUCAUACAGGAGAGAAACCUUUCAAAUGUGAUAUGUGCACAAAAGAAUUUACGCAGAAAUACAGCUUGACAAAACAUAUGCUUUUUCAUACUCGCAAGAAAGCUUUGAAAUGUGACAUGUGCACAAAACGUUUUACACUCGAAUCGAGUUUGAGAAAACAUAUGUAUAUUCAUACUGGCGAGAAAUCUUUUAAAUGUGAUAUCUGCACAAGAUGUUUUGCAUGGAAAGCCAGUUUAAAACAGCAUAUGCUAAUUCACACUGGAGAGAAACGUUUCAAAUGCGAUUGGUGCACAAAAUGUUUUGCACUGAAACCUGCUUUGAAGAAACAUCUGCUUAUUCACACAGCAGCAGAAAAACCAUCAAAAUGUAUAGUGUGCUGUCAACAUUUUGCAAACAAUUACAGUUUGACAUGUCAUAUGUCAAUCCAUGCUGACCAGGACCCAUUCAAAUGUGAGAAUCGCACUAAAGGUGAAACUCAAAAUUCAAGCUUGAGUUGGCGUAAAAAGCUUCAUACGAAACAGAAACCUUUCAAAUGUGAUAUAUGCAAAAACCGUUUCACUCAGAAAUCACACCUGACACAUCAUAAGAUGCUUCAUACCGGAGAGAGACCGUUCAAAUGUGGGGUGUGCACAAAAGACUUCACGACCGCUAAAGACUUGCGACGCCAUAUGGUAACUCACACUGGAGAGAAAGCUUUCAAAUGUGAUAUAUGCACCAAAUAUUUUACACAGAAAUACAAUUUGAAGAAGCAUAUGUUUAUUCAUUUUGGUGAGAAAUCCUUCCAGUGUGAAAUAUGCACGAAAUGCUUUAGACAUGGUUCCAGUUUGAAACAGCACCUGUUUGUUCAUGCGGAGGAAAAACCAUUUCAGUGUAAGAUGUGUGAGAAGGGUUUCAGCCAUAGUGCCACGUUGCGAAAACAUAUGUUUAUUCACGCUUCAGAUUUUAUAGACUAGCCAAACUUAGUGCAGGGCUUGUAGAUUAUAGUAGCCCCACUCCCAUGGCUAGUGAUAUUCAGUGUUGGGCUAGUAAAUAACUACUAUAACUAGCCCGACAGGUAGUGGAAAAAAAUCUCUCGUCAAAUAUUGCAUUUAAGUCUUAUUUUGUAUAUAUGAAUAUCCUGUUCCUGUUCUCACCCACAAUCUAAGGGGUUUUAAGCUCUAUCUCCUUCUUUAGUUUUAGACCAGCCUCGGUGUCGUCAUGGUUAGGCCAUCGGUCCACAGGCUGGUAGGUACUGGGUUCGGAUCUCAGUCGAGGCAUGGGAUUUUUAAU
Molecule: messenger RNA, 1292 nt
Organism: Gigantopelta aegis
Lineage: Eukaryota; Metazoa; Mollusca; Gastropoda; Neomphalida; Peltospiridae
Product: zinc finger protein 708-like
Exons: 1
Coding region: 17-976 (319 amino acids)
Cellular component (GO): nucleus
Source: RefSeq, a predicted model, not a curated record